AUGUCCCAGAACCCGCUCAAUGAGAACAUCCACACCAGUAGUAACAACAGCAACAGUAGCAAGAGCAGGCCCGUGCCUGAUGUGCGGGAUCUGAUCUCGUCCACGCUCGUUCGUGAAAGAAACCGCGAUUUCUCGCUGCGGUCUGGUGUCAGCGCAUUACCAGAGUUGCCGAAACUUCCCCCACAAACACCUACAGGGGAUUUACCUGAGGAGGAUACAGGUAGUGGGCAUUUCCGUUCCUUUCUUGAGCUAGACUUGAGCUCGUUCAGUCAAAGAAACCAGACCAGUGAUUCCCUCAGGGCAAUUGAAAGGCGGUACUCGGCUUCGACAUUGGGUACACCAAAAGUGGACAAAGCUCAAGAAUCGCAGUUUCCAAUACAGCCAGAACCACAGAAACGAAAACCGGGUGUGGAUGCAACAAGUGUUGCGGAAAAUGACAAUGAAGAAGAUGAUUUUUUCAACUCCUCCCCCAGUACAAAUUGGAAAGAGAUGAAGACGAUAUCGGAUAUAGACUACUACACAGAUAAAGGCGAGUUGACACACGAGGCCACCUCGGGCAAGAGCUUUUUGCAGGCUGAAAAGUCGCAUUUUGGGUACACCAAGAUUGAUACCGAGGAGCAAGUCAAGAAGUAUGCCGCGUUGGACAAAAAGACCGAUUUCUUGUUUGAUGCGAAAUCAGAAGCAGCAAGGAAAAAACUCCAGGUCAACAAAGACGUGAUAUUCGAUGCCGACGAAGAUUCGGACUACGACGACGAAGGAGAAAUGGACCCCAACGAGACCCUCGCCGACACAAAGAAAAUGUUGACCGAUUCUCAAAAGUUUGCCUACGUGGGCAUCUCUAAAUUGAUCACGGUGGAUAUGGCGACCCAGUUGGCAAAAGUGCAGUUUGGAACGGAUGGGAAAAUUGCCAAGCAGUUAAGUGCUGGCCAAAAGAAUUUUUCAAACUGGACAUUGUACGUGUUGUCGAAACUAUACGAGCAUUUGGAUGUUGACGGAGAAGAGAAGACCAUGAUUGAAAACUUGAGCAAGCAUGGCGUUGAGAUUACGGAUUUGUCAAACAGUUUGAAAGAAGUGGAGUUGAAAAAAGCGGUGAGGAAUAAUCCGCUCGUGGGGGACGACUUUGAUUUGCGAUGGGUUAUCGUAUGCGAUAUGCUUUUGCUUCUACUCAGCGAUGGCUACUAUGAUGCAAGGUCGCGAUCUCUAUUGACCAAUUUUGCCGAGUCCAUAGGCAUCUCAAAUUUGGAGAUUUUGCAAUUCGAGCGGCGGUUGAUGGAAUGCUUGGAUAUGGAGACAAAGGAAAAAUCCUUUGAAAACAAGGACGAAUCUUUGAAUGACCAGCUGUUUGUGCAGCAGCAAAUACGCAAAAACAAAAACCGGAAAUUGGCCAUGAUUGGGUUGGCCACCUUGGGCGGCGGUCUCGCUAUUGGGCUCUCGGCUGGUCUUUUGGCGCCUGUUAUCGGAGCUGGUAUCGCGGCAGGUUUGACCACCGUUGGAAUCACCGGUACUGGAGGUUUCCUUGCUGGUGUUGGAGGAAGUGCCUUGAUCACCACGGGAGGUGUUGCCAUUGGCGCUCGAGUUGGGCACAAGGCAGGAGCUAGAAGGUUGGGAGAUGUCCAUACAUUUGAGUUUAAGCCGUUGCACAACAAUAAGCGAACGAAUUUGAUUGUGACUGUGAGUGGUUGGAUGAAUGGUGAGAUGGAUGACGUGCGUCUUCCCUUUUCAACGGUGGACCCAGUGAUGGGAGACAUGUUCUCGUUAUUAUGGGAGCCCGAAAUGUUGCAGUCGAUGGGCCAGACAAUUGGCAUAUUGGCGAGCGAGGCCUUGAGCACGUCUAUCCAGCAAAUCUUGGGUGCGACCAUCUUGGGCGCGUUGAUGUCGGCGAUUCAGCUACCUAUGGCGCUAUCAAAACUCUCGUAUUUGUUGGACAAUCCAUGGAAUGUCUCGCUAGAUCGAGCAUGGAAGGCAGGCAAGAUUCUCGCGGACACUAUUCUUUCGGGCAAUCUAGGGGUGAGACCAAUCACGUUGGUUGGGUUCUCCCUAGGGGCGAGGCUCAUUUAUUCCUGCUUGAUUGAGGUGGCGAAAAAGGGCGGCUACGGUUUGAUCGAGAAUGUCGUCUUGCUCGGAUCUCCCGUGGCCAUCAAUACAGACCAAUUGGCUCAAGCGAGGUCGAUUGUGAGCGGGCGAUUCAUCAACGGGUACUCGCGCAAGGACUGGAUUCUCGGGUACUUAUUCCGGGCCACGGGAGGAGGCAUCCUGACAGUUGCUGGGUUAUCAGAGUUGAAGAACGUUUAUGGAAUUGAGAAUAUCGACUGCACCGAUUACGUUGAAGGGCACAUGUCCUAUAGAAAAGCCAUCCCCAAGAUAUUGAAGGCGGUAAAUUGGGAAGUCUUGAGUGAGGAGUUUGCCGAGAUUGAAGAAGCCGACCCAGAACAAGGCAAGAGACACAGACAGUUGCUCAAUGAAUUCGACGAGGCAAGAGCGAAAAUGGAGGCGGACGAAAAAGAGGAGGAACCUGCGCAAAAGGGUUGGAGAUCGUGGUUCAAGCCGAAAAAGAAGGACUGGUGGGAUAUCUACGGUCAGCCGAAGGACGAGCAAGACGGAGAGACAAAAGAAUACGACGAGCAUGCAGUUCCUGUCUUUGAUGUUGACAAUUUGAUAAAGGAAGUGAAUGAGAUUGAAGAUCUUGCUGAUAAGAGCAAAAACAAAUGA
Messenger RNA from Lodderomyces beijingensis, 2709 nucleotides. The record is from the annotation of a GenBank genome assembly. NCBI's taxonomy places the organism in Eukaryota, Fungi, Ascomycota, Pichiomycetes, Serinales, Debaryomycetaceae.